UAAUGAUUUUAGAAUAAAUUUAAGAUUACCCAAGAUUAGAAUCAUUUCUAUACAUAUUAGGAAUAUUAGGAUUACUUAAAUUAUUGAAAGUCUUAAAUUUAAUUUGGUAAUUGAUACAUCCAAGUACUAAUCUAUAAAAAUAUGGAAUUGGAUCGUGGGUUUUAAUAACAGGAGCAUCAGAUGGGAUAGGAAAGUAAUUAGCAAUAUAGUUUUCAUAAAAAGGAUUUAAUAUAAUUUUAGUAGCUCGUAAUAAGUAAAAGUUAGAGGUUGUAGCAAAGUAAUUAAAAACUUAGUCACAUAUUAUCGUAACAGACUUUUCUUAAUCAAACGAUAAAAAUUUAUUCGAUCAAAUUAUGAAUUAAAUUGGUAAUAGAGAUGUUAGUAUUUUAAUAAAUAAUGUCGGAGUUGAUGUACUUAACAAAUUCCAUAUGUUAUCUGAUGAUGAGGUUUAUAAUACAAUAAUAGUGAAUUGUUUACCAAUAACGAUGCUUUCUAAGAGAUUUAUUCCUAGAUUCUUACAAAGAAAUAAAUAAAAAUCAGCAAUUAUUAAUGUUACCUCCUUAGCUGGAAAAUUUCCAACUCCAUAUUUUAAUGUAUACAGUGCUACCAAAGCAUAUGGAGAAUUUCUUACGACUACUUUAAAAGCUGAGUAUCCAGAAUUAGAGAUUUUCUCUCUAAGUCCAGGUGAAGUCUCAACAAAUAUGACUUAAAAUAGACCACCAAGUUUUCUUACUAUUUCUGCUUCAGAUUGUGCUAAUGGCCUAAUUAAAAGAAUGGGAUCAAAUACAAGUGGUCAUUGGAAUCAUGAAAUAUAAGCAGCUUUUUAAAAAAUUGUACCUGCUUGCUUCUAUAAUUUCGUAUUGAUCAAAGUUUUUAUAUAAUUCAUAUAUUUUAGAUACUUGCACCUAAAUGGCUUAAAGAAAGAUCAUUAAAUUAUAAACAUAAUAAAAUUGACUGACU
Messenger RNA from Paramecium sonneborni, 960 nucleotides. Lineage: Eukaryota; Ciliophora; Oligohymenophorea; Peniculida; Parameciidae. The record is from the annotation of a GenBank genome assembly.